Messenger RNA from Ricinus communis (castor bean), 744 nucleotides. RefSeq names its product mavicyanin. Gene Ontology annotation, molecular function: electron transfer activity. Gene Ontology annotation, cellular component: plasma membrane. The transcript is spliced from 2 exons. Lineage: Eukaryota; Viridiplantae; Streptophyta; Magnoliopsida; Malpighiales; Euphorbiaceae. The coding region runs from base 61 to 609 and encodes 182 amino acids. The record is from RefSeq and is a predicted model, not a curated record.
CUGUGCCCAUCAUUUCACUCUCGUGUUUGACAUAUAAUCCUCACAGUCGGAUUGAUCAACAUGGCUAAGCUACCUUUGAUUUCUUUCCUUGCAUUUCUAGGAUUAUUGGCACUAACUUGUGCAGCCACAACAUACAUGGUGGGCGAUACUUCUGGUUGGGAUAUUAGCACUGAUCUUCCUACCUGGGCUCACGACAAGCAAUUCCUUGUUGGCGACGUUUUAUUGUUCCAAUAUACAUCGUCGGAAGUGGUGAAUGAGGUGACAAAAGAAGCAUUCGAUGGCUGCAACACGACCAAUGUCAUAAGAACAUAUACAAAUGGGAACACGACAGUUACAUUGACAAGACCCGGUGCUUGGUAUUUCAUUUCUGGCAACAAGUUAUAUUGUCUUGGAGGAAUGAAACUUCAGGUUAAUGUACAAGGCACACAAGCAAGUUCUCCGGUGGGUGCACCUCAAGCGCAGCCAGGGGCUACUCUUCCUCAGCCUUCCUCCAAGAACAACAAUCCUAUUCCAACUUCUGCUGGGUUUAUUAUGCGUAGCGGAAGGGAUUCUCUUCUUCAAACCUCUUUGGGUCUUUCCGUUGCCGUAUUAUUGUUCGUGGGCUUAUAAUUUAAUUUUAUGAUUAUAAUGUCUGCAAUCAUGAGGUCAAUUUCUUUUCUUUUUUUCUAAAAAGAAUAAGUAUACAUAUAUGUUUGUGAUUAUUUUUCAAUUGAUAUAAAUAAUCACAAGGCUGACUGUGGAGUA